CCGGUCAAUCAUGAAUGUCAACACAGUCAGACGAUUUUUAGGUACUGCAAAAACUAUCGCAGUCACACGACAAGGAAUUAAGAAGACACUCGUAAGAAGCUGUUCUGUGAAAACUUUCGAACACAAACUCAAACGAGAUGACUGGCUGCAGAGAUACCAAGUGGAAAAAGAAAAAGCACAUGAUGUUACAGGAGUCAGACAGGUUAAUCCGAAAGCCAUAUUUGCCAACAAUGAGACGGGUCUUGAAAGCAUUGACGUCUAUGGAUUUGAUUAUGACUAUACAUUGGCCUCGUACACUCCAGCCUUGCAUCAGCUCAUCUAUGACCUGGGUCGCGAGAGUCUUGUCAAUAAAUACAGGUAUCCAGAUUCCAUCAUGAACAUCAAAUAUGUGAAGGACUUUGCUAUCCGUGGGCUUCACUAUGACAUUCAAAGGGGCCUAAUGAUGAAACUUGACUCCUUCCACAACAUACAGCUUGGUACAGUGUUCAGAGGACUGCAGCAGGUGCCAGACAGUGAAGUGAAAGCCUAUUACAAUGGAACCCACGUCGGUCUCAAAGAUAUGAACACUUUCUAUGGAACCGGCCCCAUGCAUCAGCUUGUUGACCUGUUUGCUGUUCCCGAGAUGACACUUCUUGCUGAUGUUACUGAGUUUUUUAUGCAGAAGGAAAUCCCUUAUGAUCCAGAGUAUGUGUUUUAUGAUGUGAGGUCAGCUGUUCAGGGUGUUCACAUGUCUGGAAUUCUACAUGCAAAAAUAAUGGAAGACCUAGCUAAGUACCUGGAGCGAGGGCCUGAAAUAGCACAAGUACUUAACCGUCUCAUCGACUCCAACAAAAAGCUAUUUCUCAUCACCAACAGUGGCUUCCCCUUUGUGAAUGCUGGGAUGAAGUACCUGAUAGGAGAUGAGUGGAUGGACCUGUUUGAAGUCAUUGUAUGUAACGCAAGGAAACCAAAGUUCUUCAACGAGUCAUCAAGACCAUUCAGAAUUUAUGAUCCGUGUAAAAAGCUUCAAUACUGGGACAGAGUCUCUCGUUUACGUAAAGAUCAAGUUUACCAAGAGGGGAACUUUAAUUUUUUUAGACAGAUGACAGACUGGCAUGGGGCUAAGGUGCUGUAUUUUGGAGACCAUGUUUACAGUGAUUUAGCAGACCCAUCUCUGAAGCAUGGAUGGAAAACAGGUGCAAUUAUUCCGGAACUGGAGACAGAGAUAGGCAAGUCGAAUUCAGAGGAUUUCCAGGCGGCUGUGAGAUGGCUGUGUGUGCUUCAGGACCUGAUAGAAGAAAUACAGGUUGACCAGUGCCCAGAAGUCAAGGAAAUCUUGCACAUUUGGCUUCAAGAAAGAGAUGAGAUUAGAAACUUCACAAAGAGCCUAUUUAACCCAGGAUUUGGCAGUAUAUUUCGGACGUACCACAACCCGACUUACUUCUCCCGCAGACUGGCUCGCUUCGCUGACCUCUACAUGUCCGGUGUCGUGAACCUACUAGAAUACCCUGUCGACCAUACUUUUUAUCCACGUAGGAUGGCCCUGCCCCACGAGUCACCUACAUAUGGGAACAUAGCAGAAUGAGUUGAGUGAAGGAGAUUUGGGGGUGGGGGUUUGGAUGUGGAAGGAUUAUUAAAAACUUAUAGUAAGGCAGGUAGGUAAAAUCUGUUAGUAGCUAUAGUAAGUAGUGUGGAGGUGGGUUAUCCUGAAAGUGAUAGGCAGGUGUUGGUGAGGGCUGAAUUGGCAGAACUAGUAGGUAGGGAUGGGGUUGGGAAAGUGCCACCAGCACUGGUGCUAGUAGGUAGGGCUGGGCACGGGUUCAGAUACAAUGCAAUGUAGGUAUGAAGGUAGAUAGGGAUAUGUGAGAAAUGGUUACUGAGGAGGGUUACUAGUCAGUGUGGGGAUAAACAGGGACGGUAUUUCCCAUGUGGUAGAUAUUGGAGGACGAAAAAGGGUCGCUGAAAAGUACUAGUCAGUGCCGUGAUAUUUUAGAGGUGGUGGGCAGCAGGGUUGGAUGAGAAAUAGUUAUCGUGAAAAAGGAGUCUGUGAUGUGAUAAGCUGGGAUUGUCCUUAGAGGGUGAUCCAUGGGAAUGGGUGAGAAAGAGUUAUCAAGGAGAGGAGGUCAGCUCUGUAAUAAAUAUGAAUGCUAUUUUGUUUGUAGGUACAGGCUGAACAUGUUGUUAGGGAUUGGAUGGCAAAGGGCUACGAGAGGAAGGUUUAUAGAGUUGUGGUAGUGAAGGGUUUUUAUGAAAAUGGUUUUUAGGAGGGGUUGAGAUAGGUGCUGGAAAGGGUAAUAGAUAGUUGAAAAUGCAUUUAACAAACUUCAAUAUCGGAGUGUGGGCUCCAUUGAUGUGUUCAGGGAAAAAUUUUCCCAAGUAAAGAAAUUAAAAUGUGGAUUUGUUUCUUGCAGAAAACUUGAAAGAAAAGUAGGUGUGGGGCUGAUUGUAGGGUUUGGUCUCAGUAUUUUAAAUAACUUAACGUAUAAAUUUAAGAGAAGUUCUAAAACAUCCAAAGCCUCCAGAACCAGCCUUGAUUUUGUCUGCCACUGGAACUGAUUGAACUACAUUUUCACAGCUCAAUCUAUGUGGACAUGGAUUCUUAAUAAAUUUUAGAAAUAGAUGUGUCAUCUUAAAGCAACAAGGAAGGAAGAGGAUCAAUGCAGUCACACUUGAUGUAUGGUACAUAUGUAGUAUUCUUCAGGAUCGGUGUUAGUUGUUGAUAUUCAAUUCUCUUUAACAAUUAUUACGCCUUUGCAAUUGCAUUUACCUAACAAACUUUUCACUGCCAGCUUUUUUUCUUAAAAUUGUCUUCCGCUUGCCAUAGGAAAAAAUCUUCUGUGUUCUGAUAAUAACUUUUGAAAAGUGUUUGUUACAUUUUCUUAAAAGGUCUAAAAAAUAAUUUUGUGCUUCUGGUUUCAUCUUCUAAAAACUGUGGGGGGGUUUCGUAGACAGAGGAAUAUUUUUGUUUUAUUACAUUUUUUUUGUAUAACUUUAUAUUAUAUAGAAUGAAGAUCUUGAUUUUAACAGUGCUUGUCUAAAAUUGGCUAAGAAAGUUCCGAUAGGUUAAUACCAAAAGUUAGGUUCAGUAUUGAAACCAGACACAAACAUGUUUUUUAGACCUUAUAUAUGAAUAAACACAUUGAUUUUCCACUUGAUACAUUGAUGAUUAUUAUUUAGGUCUGUGCACCCACUGUGUCCUACACAGAUCUAGACUGUACAUGUGUAAGCAAUAUUGUAUUAUGCUCCAUUAUAUUUACAGGAAAAAAAAUAAUUCCCCUGACUGCUUUAAUUUCUAUAUAUAGCAUGUCAUGAUGUUUUAGAAACCUUUCUGUGAGAAUACUGCUUCCCUCACCACUGACAUAGCUGAUGACAAGUGAUAUAUACAGUUCAUAUGUAAUACAUGUAUUACUGUGUGAUACUCAUUUAGCGUAAAACUAUUGUAUAAAAAACUACAUCAUUAAACCUAGCUACCAAUGGCAGUAUUUUCUGACAUACCAUUUUCAACCUAAAAAGCACCCUUGAAAAUUGGAAUGGUUAUAUAAAAAUCUUACGAAAUUCUCAAAAAAUAGUGGUAAUAGAUGUUUUUUUUCAAGUCAGUAAGUUAUGGUGAGUACAUACUCCGAACAGAAAAUGGAUUGGGGUUACUAAUAAAGGAAUAGGCACUUAGGUUGAAUAUGAUAGGAGUGAUACAUGUACAUUCAGAGCAUUUACAUAUACACACACAUACAAAUUGUACUGUAAGUUUGAAGACUCAUUUGUAUUGUACAUUUGUAUACCCAUACACCUUUAUUUAAGUUUUAUACCGUACACACAUACAGUCUGCAGUCUGAUGUAUGUCUGUUCACCUUAUGCUGCUGGAAAGUAUAACUCGUGUUUUGUGGAUAUAUUUCAGCUUUAUUGGACAACGGAUGUACAACCACAUUUUAACUUUAUAAUUCAUGCAUAAACAAACAACUUUGCAAGUAUUAUAAAAAAAAUCAAAAAAAAUCUGAGUUCAUAUUUACCUAGUUAUUUCCCUACUGUUUAAUAUAAUGGAGUUCAACUUCAUGACUUAUUAAUCAUAGACUUUCGUGCAUACUGCAGGUGUUUGAUUUUCACUACAACUGUGAACUUUAAAAGAGGUGUUAUGUAUAAACUCCUGCCCACAUUAGUGCUCCUGAUAAAGGACUGGGAUAUGUUUAUCUCAUGUCUCAAUGCACAAGAUGUCCGUGCGUGUCUUAGACAUAGAAAUAAAAGGAGAGGCUACAAUUGAGGUGGAUUGCUUCAGAAGUGACUUUAAAUGUUUCAGUAGGCAUGAACUAAUUAAUCUCAUAUUGAUAAAAAACAGGUUUGUAUACAUAUUUUAAAACAUGCCUUUUAGUUGAAUUGAUACAUUUUUGUAGUGUCAUGCUGAGAGUCAUUGUGAUUGUGUUAUAUAGGGCAAAACGCAUUACUUGUUAAAAUUUCUUGAUUCAGUGUUAGUACUGGAGUUUGUAAAGGAGAUGCGUUGUACCACUCACUCACUUCUGUACAGUGUUGUUUAUUUUUAUAAUUAAAGCAUUAUACAGUAAAACCCCGUUGUAAUGCCACCCAUUAAACUGCCAAACCCGCAUACCACCAUUAAUUUACUCAGAACGGAUUUCCCCAACAUUUAUGCACAUACUGCCAUCCGCCAUCAUAUUUCCAAAACAAAUGGUUAAAAUCACACUAUUUUGACCUCGUUAAAUACCGCCAAUUUGAGUCGAGUACAGGUAUAUCCAGAUGACAGGAAUGUUAUGUACGUGUGUACAUUGUAUUGUUACACGUGACUUUCGACUGACCAGGUAAUCAGCUGUAUGUUUUGCACGCUC
Messenger RNA from Mizuhopecten yessoensis (Yesso scallop), 4808 nucleotides. Its product is annotated as 5'-nucleotidase domain-containing protein 3-like. The record is from RefSeq and is a predicted model, not a curated record. NCBI's taxonomy places the organism in Eukaryota, Metazoa, Mollusca, Bivalvia, Pectinida, Pectinidae. The coding region runs from base 11 to 1564 and encodes 517 amino acids. Gene Ontology annotation, molecular function: 5'-nucleotidase activity. The transcript is spliced from 16 exons.